AUGGGCCUUCCAGAAUCCGCUCCCAUCUCAAUUGAGAACAUCGCGCACCCCACAGCCAGAUCCUCUGACGUCGAAAAGUUCCCAUCCGGCGAACUGCGCAAACGACCCUACACCGAUUUUCUCGAACCGGUUUUCACUGGCUCAAACGAUGCCUCUUCAACCGACGAGGCCGGGUCCCUGAAACGCUCCGCCGACCAAACUCACCGCAAACUAAAGCCGCGACAUAUCCAGCUGAUUGGGAUUGGAGGCACGAUUGGGACGGCGCUCUACGUGCAGAUUGGGAAGGGCUUGAUGAAUGGCGGCCCUGCGAGUUUGUUUCUUGCGUUCACGCUGUGGUCUUCCUUCAUCCUAGCCGUCACCAUAUCUAUGGCAGAGAUGGUCACAUAUCUGCCUAUAUCGUCACCGUUUAUCCGAUUCGCCAGCCGCUAUGUCGACGAGGCCUUCGGCGUGGCUACGGGAUACAACUUCUUCGUCUUCGAGGCGGCCAUGGUCCCCUUUGAGAUUGUGGCUUGCAAUGUCAUUAUCCACUAUUGGAGCGAUGUUGUCCCUGUGGCGGGUAUCAUUACCAUCGUGCUGGUGGCUUACGGUGUCAUCAAUUUCUUUGCAGUGCAGUGGUAUGGCGAGUCUGAAUUCUGGCUCGCGCUAGGUAAAGCGCUUCUCAUCAUUGGUCUCAUCAUCUUCACUUUCAUCACCAUGCUUGGUGGGAACCCGCUGGGCGAUCGAUAUGGAUUCCGCUACUGGCGCGAGCCCGGCGCCUUUGCUGAGUUGUAUAAAACUGGAGAUCUUGGCCGGUUCCUGGGAUUCCUGCAAUGUUUAAUUCUGGCUUCCUUCACAAUUGCCGGACCAGAUUACGUAUCGAUGGCUGCUGGAGAAACAGAAAAUCCACGUUAUGUCUUGCCCCGCGCGUUCAACGCCGUCUUCUACAGAUUGACCGCCUUCUUCGUCCUGGGCAGCUUAUGCGUGGGAAUCGUUGUUCCCUACAACGAUCCGACAAUGUCAGACGCCUUCGGAAACGGCUUACCGGGCGCCGCUGCAUCCCCCUAUGUUGUCGCCAUGGACAGGUUACAGAUCAAAGUGCUCCCGCACAUUGUCAACGCAAUGGUGCUGGGCGCGGCAUUCAGCGCAGGAAACUCUUACGUCUACUGCGCCAGCCGCAGCCUGUUCGGCCUCGCCCUUGAAGGAAAAGCACCCCGCAUCUUCACCAAGUGCAACAAGCACGGCGUGCCGGGUCUACUGCGUCCUGCUUGUCCUGCUCAUUGCACUGCUGUCCUUCCUCCAGGUUUCCAACGAAGCUGCCGUCGUGUUGGACUGCCUUUACGUUCACCCGGGUUCAUGAAAGCGCUGGACGCGCAGGUGUCACUCGCGACUCGCUCCCAUACAAGGGGCUCCUCCAGCCAUAUCUUGCAUAUUACGCUUGCGCGGGGACGCUGA
Messenger RNA from Blastomyces gilchristii SLH14081, 1431 nucleotides. RefSeq names its product general amino acid permease. Gene Ontology annotation, molecular function: amino acid transmembrane transporter activity. Bases 1 to 1431 code for a protein of 476 amino acids. Gene Ontology annotation, biological process: amino acid transmembrane transport. Gene Ontology annotation, cellular component: membrane. Lineage: Eukaryota; Fungi; Ascomycota; Eurotiomycetes; Onygenales; Ajellomycetaceae. The record is from RefSeq and is a predicted model, not a curated record. The transcript has 6 exons.